This is a messenger RNA of Petromyzon marinus (sea lamprey), 1938 nucleotides long. NCBI's taxonomy places the organism in Eukaryota, Metazoa, Chordata, Hyperoartia, Petromyzontiformes, Petromyzontidae. The record is from RefSeq and is a predicted model, not a curated record.
AUGAGCAGCAGCAUCAGUGAGUGUGGCACUGAAGAGAUAACCCCGUGGGUGAGGCUGAUGGAGCGCCGCGUGAUGCUGCUGCUGCUGGCGGUGGCGGCGGUGGCGGUGAUCACAGAGCAACAGUCUCAGGUGUCCGUGCCCGAGAAUGACCGCGGGCCCUUCCCCAAGCUGCUGGUGCAGGUGAAGUCCGACACCGCCGGGGUGGACAUCCGCUAUGCCUUGCUGGGGGACGGCGCCGACCAGCAUCCCGUGGGGUUGUUCGUCAUGGACACCGUGACGGGGAGAGUCUCAGUCACCAGGAGCCUGGACCGGGAGGUGAUCGCUCAGUAUCGGCCAGUGGACCUCGUCGUUGAUGUCAUUGACGUCAACGACAACCGUCCCACGUUCGCCAAGGAAGUCUUUCACAGCAGCGUCGUCGAAGGAUCCCCGCGAGGCACUUUCGUGAUGAGGGUGGUGGCGAGUGACAUGGAUGACCCCUUGACGCUCAACGGAGCGAUUCGCUACCAUAUAGUGUUGCAGGUUCCCAUGGUGACUGCACACCGCGUGUUCACCAUCGACAGAUUCACAGGCAUCAUCACCAAUACUGUCCGGCUGGACCGAGAGAGAGUGGCGCACUUUUCGCUGGUGGUGAUGGCUUCGGACAUUGAGGGAGACGCCAACAUCGGACUCUCGACCACGGCCACCGCCAUCGUCACCAUCACCGACAUCAAUGACCACGCCCCCGAGUUCACGAGUAGAACCUGGUUCGGCACGGUCCGUGAGAACGCCGUGGGGGUGCCGGUGACGAUGCCGCCCCUCUCAGUGAUCGACUCGGACGAGGCCGGCACGGCAGCUUGGCGUCCCUUAGACUUUGAGACGUCAUCGUCAUACCAACUCAUCGUCUUCGUGGAUAACGAGGAGCCGCUCGUGAAAACCAUGCGGCCCCCUCCAGAGAGUACCGCCACCGUCACGGUGAGUGUUGAGGAUGAGAACGAGGCUCCGCUGUUUGAGCCGCGGCUACAGCAGGUGAUGCUGGCCGAAGGCCUCGCCCUGGGCAGUGCCAUCACCACCCUGGUGGCACGGGACCCGGACACCGCACAGAAGCAGAGCCUGCGCUACCGCAAGCUGCGGGUGCCGGGCGACUGGCUUGACAUUGACGCGGCCGACGGCGCGGUGAGCACGGCGGCGGAGCUCGACCGCGAGUCGCCUCUCGUGCAGCGCAACGUCUACACAGCCACGUUCCUGGCGACUGACGACGGCUCCCCCGUCGCGAGCGGUACCGCCACGCUGGAGUUGCUGCUGAGCGACGUCAACGACAACGCCCCCACGGCCGCCGUCUGGCCGCGUGGGGCCGCCGCGUGCCCCCGCACCGGCGUCGCCGUCGUCGCCUCGGACGCCGACGAGGACCCCAACGGCCGCCCCUUCCGCUUCCGGCUGGCGCCCGGUGGCGGCGGCGACGACGACUGGACGCUCCGCCAGGUCGACGGCAACAGCUCGCAGCUGCUGGCCAAGUCGUCGCUGGCGGAGGGGCUCCACUGGGUGGCGCUGCUCGUCGGGGACUCGGGCACGCCGCCGCUGAGCGCCGUGCGGCAGCUGCAGGUGGCGCUCUGCGCCGCGUGCGACCGCCGCGGCCGCUGCCUCCACGCCAGCGCCGCCAGCGGAGCCGCCAGCGCCGUCUCGGCCAUCGUCGUGUUGAGUUUGCGUGCGGCCGAUGCCGAUGAGAUGUCACCUCCGUACGACUCGCUGGCCGUCUUCGCGUACGAGGGCUCCGGCUCCGAGGCCGGCUCACUGAGCUCACUGAGCUCACUGAGCUCCUCACUGAGCUCCUCACUGAGCGGCUCCUCACCGUGGGACGCCGACCACAGCCACGGGGUCCUGGACACGUGGGGGCCGAACUUCUUCCACAAUCUGUCGGACUUCCACAAGCUGGCGGACUUGUACGCUGGCGACUCAGACUGA